AUGUCGAGUUUCACAAGUUUCGUGGAUUAUGUCGAAAAGCCUCACGUAGCCGCCACAAACCAAAUUCCAGUGGCGUCAACGUCAGAAUGCGGCGCCGUCGAAAAAAAUACGAUUGAAUUGUUAAUGAACGAAAUCGUGAGUUCCUCGUGCGAUGACGUGUCUUUCUCAAUGCAAUUCGGUGAAUCAGAACAGGGACAAGUGAUAUGUACAAAGGUUCGACUCAGAUUUAUUCCGAUUGUUUCGAAAGAGCGAGAUGUUCCUCAACGAUCCAAGUUUUUCGACGAUUUCUACGAUGUUCCUCUCACUGCGAUCGCCAAAAUUGAAGUGGCGAUGGUGAAAGGAAGCAACAAGGGGAAACCGGAUAAAUUCCACCGAAUAGAGUACAAUUUGUCGAGUAUGGAAACGGUAUCGGUGAUUCGAUUAAUACUAAAAGAUAUGAGAGUUGUGACUAUCGAUUUGCGGCGAUCUCAAAAUGGAACUCAUCUCGCAAAUCAGAUUUUAUUCUUCUCCAAAAGUGGACCCAUCGAGAAGAUGACUCAAGUUGGAGCCGCGAUGGAAGACCGGGGACAGAAGGCGAAAAUCCCCUACAACGGCUACGACGCGUGGCAUGCUGAACUCCAAAGAUGCCAACAGAAAACAGAUUCAUCGUCGAAUUGGAAUAUUCUGGCACUCCAUAAGGAAGGAUUCAAUUAUGCGGCUCAAGGAUAUCCAAUGUACGUGGUGGUCUCCAAUUUCUUGGCUCGAAAUGACAUUGAACGACAACUUCAACACUACAAACAAGGCCGAUUUCCGAUUUGGGUUUGGUCUAGAGCAAAUGGAAAUUCGUCGCUUUUUAUUUCGGCGGAUCACGAGAAUAAUGUGGCGACGCCUGAAAUUUCGGCAAAAGUACAAGAAAGCAUUUCGAGGUGUCAUUUAGAGAAAGAGAAACCGCAUAUCAUUAAAUUGGACUCGGAAUUUGUAUCGAAUGUUGGGAAGGCUUUUGAUAAUUUGCUGAAUUUAUGUGCGAUUGAUUCCUAUGAGCAAUACGUGUCAAGACAGAGUAAUUGGAAUACGAAAGUUCACCGAACCGGAUGGUUACAUCUCGUCAAAUCGUGUCUUCAAAUCACUUAUGAGACGGUUCGAUGGGUUGUCGAUAGGGAUCGAUCGGUGAUUUUGCAAGAAGAAGAAGGAAAAGAUCUUUCGAUCGUCGUUGCGUCUCUCACUCAAAUUUGUUGUGAUCCAUUCUACAGAACCACUACAGGUCUCCAACAACUUAUCGAAAAGAUGUGGAUCGCUCUCGGCCAUCCAUUUGGCGAACGACUUCUCGGAAGAGAUGACGACACGUCUCGACGUGGAAAAGCACAGACGAAGACGCCGUCUUCGAAGACAGAUGUGAUGCCGACGUGGCUUCUUUUCUUGGAUUGUAUUGCACAAUUACACAGAAUUUAUACAUUUGAAUUCACCUUCUCCCCUCACGUUCUGAUUUCCCUUUGGGAUCUCUCACUGACCGGAAUGGUUCCAUCGAUGACAUGUAACAAUUUGGAAGAGCAACUCGUUGCAAGAGUUGGUGGAGGACCAUUUCCACUGGAUCGAUAUUAUGAAAAGAGUUAUUCGAAAAUGUUCGGAAAUAUCUGGCAUGAUUCGGUUCUUUUCAUGGAAUCCAUUAAGAAAAACCAACCAGUGUCCCCUCACUCAAAAUUUCUUCAAUGUGAAUUCAUUCGACCGCCGACUGCAUUCUGUGAUAUUCACCUGUGGUCAGAGUGUUAUCUUCGAUGGAUUCUCCCAGCGAACGGUCGGAAUUCAGGAAAACUGUCGGAUGAGUUGGCACUCGAUGAGAAAAUGAUUGAAUUGGCGAAGAAAUGGAAAAGUUCGGAAUGGAGGAGACAUGUCGAGUUGCCAGACGAAUACUCAUCUGCUUAUCCCUACUCGAUUCCGGAGAUUUCGAGACCGAUUAUUGAUUUGAAUGAUUCGGAAAUCAACGGAAGAAAUGAUGAUUUCGAUUCGAUCUCGUUCAAUUCGACGUUCAAUUCGAUGUCAUUCGCGAAUACGCCGGUCCAUAACAACACCACAACCGAAUCGAUAUUCGACCAAUCGACACUCGAAAAACGAAAUAGAAGAAUAGCCGCCACCAUUGGAUCAGAAUCUCCAGUUAUCUCAAUGCGACCAAAAGAACAAAUCGUCGGAUUCUCGAAAUACGCAUUCGAUGAGACACGCCCUCAUUCCAGAACUAUUGAGACACCGAUUUUAGAGAAUUCCUCCACCACUUUCGAAACUCCGUACCGCCCAACACCUGCUCGUCGAAGUAACACUGUCCGCGGAGACGAUCGACCCAUUCCACCGCCUCGUCCAGUCGGAUUGACUCCAAUACGACCGGAAGCGAUUCUUCGUGUCCAUAUAGACCGUCAUAGUGAUGAUACUAGUCCGACGUCUCGUGUUACUCGAUUUUAA
Caenorhabditis remanei is the source of this 2427-nucleotide messenger RNA. RefSeq lists its product as uncharacterized. The record is from RefSeq and is a predicted model, not a curated record. The transcript is spliced from 15 exons. Lineage: Eukaryota; Metazoa; Nematoda; Chromadorea; Rhabditida; Rhabditidae. Bases 1 to 2427 code for a protein of 808 amino acids.